AUGCUCUACCUUCAAAUUCUGUAUUCUUUCACGAGCGAUGAUAUCACGACCACCAUUAUUCCGAUUACACUAUUUGCAGUGGUGGCUGGGCCACUCUGUGAUUUCCAACGUUGCUCUCACAUUGUUUUCUGGAUAUGGCUCCAUCUACUUCAUUUUAAUGUCGCCAAUCAGAUAAUCGACCCUCAGGAGGAUGGGAAGAACAAGUCUUCCCGACCUAUACCUGCAGGUCUAAUCAGCCUGGAAGGCGCCGUUGUACUACGAUGGGCUCUCAUUCCCAUAUGUCUUGUCAUAUCUGCAUGCUACAGCUCCCAAGUCUUUGGGUUAAGCUUCGUGUUGACGCUGUUCAUAAUAUUCUAUAAUGAGCUCAAAGCUCACGAGCACUGGAUCUCGAAGAACUUUAUAACGGCAGUGGGUUACGCUUGCUUCGAAAUAGGUUCCACCCUUAUUGCAGGCAAAGAUAUGUCGCGGUUAGAACCCACCGCAAUUUCGGCGAUUUUCCUGAGCCUUGCAGUGUUCACGAGCACAUUGCACGCUCAGGAUUUCAAAGACGUGGAGGGGGACCGCCUUAUUGGCAGACAAACGUUACCCAUAGCAUUCCCCAAUAUAGCGCGGACAUCUAUGUUGGUGGCCCUUCCUCUGUGGUCCAUCUUCCUGUCUUGUGUUUGGGGAAUGGACACACUCUCUACGCUUGCAUUCACAGGAUAUGCAGCGAUGGUGGGAGUCAGAUUCAUGACCUGCAAGACAUCGCAGUCAGCGCGAAUGUCUUGCAAAUUGUAUAGUUUAUGGUUUUCUGUCGCAAAUCUUCUCCCUGCCUAUUGGCGGUACUUCCACGAAGCACAGGCUUAUUCCUUUUGA
Suillus subaureus is the source of this 855-nucleotide messenger RNA. Its product is annotated as UbiA prenyltransferase family. Gene Ontology annotation, molecular function: transferase activity, transferring alkyl or aryl (other than methyl) groups. The record is from RefSeq and is a predicted model, not a curated record. Gene Ontology annotation, cellular component: membrane. Bases 1 to 855 code for a protein of 284 amino acids. The transcript is spliced from 4 exons. Lineage: Eukaryota; Fungi; Basidiomycota; Agaricomycetes; Boletales; Suillaceae.